This is a messenger RNA of Astyanax mexicanus (Mexican tetra), 1594 nucleotides long. It is a transcript of the gene krt94, whose product is annotated as keratin 94. NCBI's taxonomy places the organism in Eukaryota, Metazoa, Chordata, Actinopteri, Characiformes, Acestrorhamphidae. The transcript has 8 exons. The coding region runs from base 103 to 1404 and encodes 433 amino acids. Gene Ontology annotation, molecular function: structural molecule activity. The record is from RefSeq and is a predicted model, not a curated record.
ACACAGCUGCACACUUCAGGAGACUCGAGUUCAGGGCAACUCCGCAGCGGUUUCCUCCAGAGUCCUGUUUGCCACACCUUCUUCAGCCACACGUCUGCCAGCAUGUCUUACAGAAGCCAGCGUAUACACACCAGUGGCCCCAUUGGCUUCAGUGGAAGCACCAUGGUCACCCAGCGGCAUGUAGGCUCUCUGUCCUCCGCACCCAAGGCCCACAGUGUCUACGGUGGUGCCUUUGGAGGAGGCCCCCGCAUCUCCUCAGCUGUCUCCAGGACCGUGUCUUCCGGCUACGGCGGUGGACUGGGUUCCGGCUAUGGCGGUGGACUGGGUUCUGGAUUCGGUGGCGGAAUGGGUGGAGGAGGUGGCUUCAACCUGUCUUCUGCCCUGGACUCUGAUACCAUGCACCUGAACGAGAAGGCCACCAUGCAGAAUCUGAACGACCGUCUGGCCUCCUACCUGGAGAAGGUGCGCUCACUGGAGGCUGCCAACGCCAAACUGGAGCUGCAGAUCCGUGAGUACUACGAGAAGAAGGGACCAGCUGCUGAGAGAGACUACAGCCACUACUGGGCCACCAUCAAUGACCUGAAAGAUAAGAUCAGGAAUGCCACCAUUGGCAAUGCCAACAUCCUCUUGCAGAUUGACAACUCAAAGUUGGCUGCUGAUGACUUCAAGACAAAGUUUGAGCAUGAAUUGAUGAUGAGGCAGUCUGUGGAGGCUGACAUUGCCAACCUGAGACGCCUGCUGGACCAGACCACCUUGACCAAGGCUGACCUGGAGAUGCAGAUCGAAGGCCUGCAGGAUGAGCUGGCCUACCUGAAGAAGAACCACCAGGAGGAACUGGCAGCUCUGAGAUCUCAUCUGACUGGAACCGUGAACGUAGAGGUCGACGCCGCUCCUCAGCAGGACCUGAACAAGGUUCUGGAGGAAAUCCGCUCUCAGUAUGAAGCCAUCACAGACAAGCACCGCAGAGACCAAGAGGCGUGGUUCAAUGACAAGUCGGCAGCACUGAGCAAGGAGGUGGCCAUCAGCACAGAGACCAUCCAGACGUCCAAGACAGAGAUCACAGACCUGAGACGAACACUGCAAGGCCUGGAGAUCGAACUGCAGUCUCAGCUCAGCAUGAAAGCAGCACUGGAGAACACGCUAGCAGAAACCGAGGCUCGCUACAGCUCCAUGCUAACAGGUUACCAGAACCAGAUCAACAUGCUGGAGGGAGAGUUGGCCCAGGUUCGGGCCAGCAUUGAGCAGCAGGGCCGUGACUACGCCAUGUUGCUGGACAUAAAGAGCCGUCUGGAGCAGGAGAUUGCCACCUACAGGAGCCUCCUGGAAAAGGAGGAGUCCAGGACUCCAGGCACAGGUGGCUCUUCCACCAUCACCACCACCACCACUGUGCACUCAGUCAAAUAAGCAGAGCAGACUAUUUUCUGAGGCACAUCCACCAACACUCGGUUCCCAUGGGUCAAUGCUGAUAGUUUCACAGUAAACAACCGGUUCCAGAACCCAGGAAAUAUCUGAAAUAACUUCUGAAACUCGAUAACACCUUUUGUUGUGUUGGAAAAACCUGUCUCUGAAAAUAAAGCUGCUGGCAAACGUACAA